AUGCAGACGAAGUUACUGAACGCCAAUCCGACGCCGGUGGACCCGUUACAACACCUUCUAAAAAUGCUACCAAUCCACAUUUUUUCUGUGCUUAUUGCUAGGACUUUGGCAGCUAUUGUCGAUGAGAACUGCACAUAUAAUGACGGCGGAACAAUAAAGUACUCUGAGCGUGCAGUUGUUUGUCGAAAUGUAGUUCCGGACAAAGUUUGCGCAAAACUUUACGCUGGAAGAAAUCCGACAGCUCAUUCCCCUGAUGACCGAGAUCCACUAUGUUAUAAGUACGGAGCGGAUGUGGACGACGAUUUUCGCCAAACAGCCAUAAAGAAUUGCCCACGUGAUUGUGGUUACUGUUGCCUCACACCUGAGUACAACUGCGAAAAUAAACAGUUUCCUCGUAUCAGCUGCUCUCUCAUUACUCGGGAUAUGUGCUUUAUGACCAUCUGGAAAGAAAUCAUUGCGGAAGACUGUCCAAAUGUCUGCGGUUUCUGCAAAUCAGGAGACUGCAGCGACAAGGUAAAUGACUGUGAGAGGGAUAUUACAAUUUGCAGAAAACUGGAAAUGCAGGAAUUUGUAAAGGAAAAUUGCAGAAAAACAUGCGGUUAUUGCACUGAUCCUACUACUGCACCCUCUUCUUCGGAAUGUGGACAGGAGCCGUCAUGUGACGUUUGGGUGACGAAUGGAUUUUGUAACAACCCUCACUACACAGUCGAACAGAAGAAGAAGCACUGCGGCAGACUCUGCGGGUUGUGCUGA
Messenger RNA from Necator americanus (New World hookworm), 753 nucleotides. RefSeq lists its product as uncharacterized. Lineage: Eukaryota; Metazoa; Nematoda; Chromadorea; Rhabditida; Ancylostomatidae. The coding region runs from base 1 to 753 and encodes 250 amino acids. The record is from RefSeq and is a predicted model, not a curated record. The transcript has 9 exons.